UUAAAAACAAUGGAUAUCUACUCACGAAGUUGUACUGGUUGUCUCGUCUCUUUUCAUGCAUGGGCCCAUUACAGUUGGAUGAUGAUACAAUCAAUCAUCAUCCAUCAGAGCUCAUGAUGUUUCUUCAUUGUUCUGUACCCUUGGGCCGCCCCUGAAUAAAGAUAAUCCCUGAAAAGUGAACUUUCCUCUUAUCAAAAUGAACAAAUCCAAUACUGUAUAAGCUAUAUCCAUUAACAAACAAUCGUGUGCUUUUAUGAGCCUUAAACAUUUUGUUUUUCCAGCGAACACAGUGGACUUACCUUAGACCAAUGGUUGAAGUUGAAGUAAACGAUGAAAAUACCUAUCCUCUGCUCGCUGAUGUUGCGUCAUCUUCAUCCUCCGAUUCUCACGAUUCCCUCGAGAGAACAGAAAGUUUUGAGGCUUUUGACAUUAAUUGUGUCUGGAAAUGUGAAGGGACUGUUUGGACAGCAAUUGCCCAUAUAAUCACAGGGGUGAUAGGUUCGGGUGUGCUUUCACUGGCAUGGAGUGUGGCUCAGCUGGGCUGGGUCGCGGGCCCGCUUUGUAUGGUGCUGUUUGGAGUAAUUACAAUUAUUUCUUCUAAUCUUCUCUGCGAUUGUUACCGAUAUCCCCACCCUGAAGCCGGCCACAUCAGAAAUCGGUCCUAUGCCGAAGCUGUUAGAUCUUAUUUAGGAAAGAAGAGUAUGUGGGUGGCUGAAUUUUUUGUUCAAGAAAGCUACUAUGGUUAUAGUAUUGCUUAUACAAUAACAUCUGCCAUUAGUAUGAGGGCAAUUCUAAAAUCGAAUUGUUAUCACGAGCAAGGGCACGAUGCUCCGUGUGAAUACGGAGGCAGUUUUUUCAUGUUAUUGUUCGGGGCAGUUCAGGUUGUAUUCUCUCAGAUACCAGACCUACACAACUUGCAGUGGCUCUCUAUAAUUGCAGCCAUUAUGUCCUUUGCGUACACUUUCAUUGGGCUGGCUCUUGGCUUUGCCAAAGUAUUAGAGAAUGGCGAGGUCAGGGGUGAUUUUGGCGGAGUAUCUACAGCCACUGCCGCUCAGAAAAUAUGGCUCUCGUCUCAAGCAGUGGGAGACAUUGCUUUUGCUUUCACCUACAACAUAAUUCUUUUGGAUAUUCAGGCACCACCGGCCGAGAACAAGACAAUGAAGAAGGCAUCGACUAUCGCUAUACUUAUCACAAGCUUCUUCUUUAUCUGUUGUGGGUCUUUUGGGUAUGCAGCUUUUGGUAACCAAGCACCGGGCAAUCUGUUGACGGGUUUCGGAUUUUACGAGCCCUAUUGGCUUGUCGACUUUGCUAAUGCAUGUAUCAUUCUUCACCUUGUGGGGGGAUAUCAGAUAUACAGCCAGCCACUUUUUGCAGUAGCCGAGAGAAGGAUCAAAGAAAAAAAUCCGAACAGUGGAUUUUUGAACAACGAGUAUGAAGUGAAGCUCCCAAUGCUGCCACGUUUCAAGUUAAGCAUUUUCCGGCUAUGCUUUAGGACUGCUUAUGUGGCGUCGACAACUGGGCUCGCCAUACUUUUUCCGUAUUUCAACGAAGUCUUGGGAGUUUUGGGAGCAUUGAAUUUUUGGCCUCUGGCGAUUUAUUUCCCCGUGCAAAUGUAUUUUGUGCAGAACAAAGUGAGAGCUUGGACGGGCAUUUGGAUAGUCCUUCAAGCUCUACGAAUAUUCGGCUUGGUGUGCACGGUUUUGGCUUUUAUUGGGUCGGUUGAAGGCCUUAUAAGCAACAAAAUGAGCUAAGGAAGUGUGUGAGUCUGCUGUUGAUUGCUGGACGAUUUUCGUGUACGAUUUUGAUUGAAUAAAACAAUAGUUUCGUGCUUUCGGUUCGUGUAAUAUAUUCAUACACAUGAAUAGUUGCCAUUAGAGAAAAAAACUACAUGGAAUAGAAUAAUCUGUGGGAGGAGCCUCUUGGAUUUUUGGUUCUCACAAGAUAUUUUUCCUGGUGUAAGAUGUCAGCUUAUCUAUUUUNUGGAACAUUUUUGUCUGUACAUUU
Striga asiatica is the source of this 2004-nucleotide messenger RNA. The record is from the annotation of a GenBank genome assembly. Lineage: Eukaryota; Viridiplantae; Streptophyta; Magnoliopsida; Lamiales; Orobanchaceae.